Nannizzia gypsea CBS 118893 is the source of this 900-nucleotide messenger RNA. RefSeq lists its product as hypothetical. The coding region runs from base 1 to 900 and encodes 299 amino acids. The transcript is spliced from 2 exons. Lineage: Eukaryota; Fungi; Ascomycota; Eurotiomycetes; Onygenales; Arthrodermataceae. The record is from RefSeq and is a predicted model, not a curated record.
AUGUCGAACGCCGCCCAUCUGUCGAACUCCCCUCCUACAACCCCUAUUGCACCUCGAGGCCGUCGUGCUUCGAUCACGGAGAUGUUUGCUCGGCCCGGAAAUGGUGGGGGCGCACCAUUGAACACCAGCACCUCGAAUACCGCCCCUCUCUUCACGGCAGCAGCAUCAAAUGCCCAGCAACAACCACAUCGUCGACGGAUGUCGAUCACCACACUUGGACUGUCUGGCUCUCCCACUAACCAGCCCGCUCCCUUUGGACAGCCAGCGGUGACAAACACACCGACGGCGGCAGCUGGAACCACCGCUCCUCCUCCACCCGGCAGGCGCCGACGCGGAAGUGUUUCAAGUUCGAUUCUCUCGAGCUCUCCAACACGGGAGCAGGCGGUUGCUGAGGAGGAAGAUGACGAAGACACCCCGAUGCCAUCGUCUGCGUCUCCAUUUGCAAGACGGGUAUCCUUUAGCUUCCGGGACCGGGCCGCCAGUAUAAAUGGCGAAGGCUUCAACUGGCCAGAAGCUCUUCGAACCAGAGCAGAACGAGCUCCGUCCCUGGCCGGAAGCUUCUCCAUGCAUCAGCAGCAGCAGCAACAGCAGCAGCAAGGGCAGGGACAUGGGCAGGGGCAGCAAAACCAAAACCCGCCGUCUCUCUCGGGCUCCUCGUCCAAUACCUCCCCAUCCUCGUCCCCGUCUCUUUCUUCAUCCUUCUCGUCGGCUUCAUUCCCAGGCAAACAUCACCGAUCAGCUUCCGUUGCUACUAUGGAGGCGUACAAGCCGCCACCAAAGGAGCUACUGGAGCGUCACCCUUCGUCCCCUCCACCUCCACCGCAGCAGCAGCAGCCCAAGCCACGGCCCAAGCCAGAUUACUUCCAGGAGAAGAUCUUGCGGGCUGAUUUCAUGGACUGA